AUGUCAGCCGCCGACGUAAACGAUUUUAUCCGGCAAAACCGUGCCGUUGCCAACCAGGUGGAAACAUUCCGGGGGCACUGGGAGAGCGACAAGCACUGGGUGGCCAGGAGGGAUUUUAUACUGCGGAAUAUGAGCGAAUUUGAGGGCGAGCAGCAGAUGGACCAGCUGCUUUCGCUGUCGAUGGUGUGGGCCAACAAUGUUUUUCUUGGCUGCCGGUAUAGCACGGAGCUCCUUGACAAAGUAAAAGAGAUGGCCGAGGGCAUCGAGGUGGAGGACGCACCCGUCUUCAAGACAAGAGACGAGAUAAUGAAGCAGCAGCAGGUACGGUCGAGCACGCGUAUUAACUUUCACUGA
Nerophis lumbriciformis (worm pipefish) is the source of this 354-nucleotide messenger RNA. Lineage: Eukaryota; Metazoa; Chordata; Actinopteri; Syngnathiformes; Syngnathidae. The record is from RefSeq and is a predicted model, not a curated record.